Messenger RNA from Oppiella nova, 566 nucleotides. Lineage: Eukaryota; Metazoa; Arthropoda; Arachnida; Sarcoptiformes; Oppiidae. The record is from the annotation of a GenBank genome assembly.
AGGUGAAGUACUUUGAUAUGCGGAUGCUUUUCCUAAUCUCCGCGCUUUGCGCUGAAGUUCGGCCGCGAAUUCGCGAUGAAUAUCAUGGACUCAUAUAUCUUAUGGAAGCCAUUGAUCUCAUACUGAAGAAUAAUUCGGAGAAUUUGGCCGAAAAGAUACCCAACAAAAACAAGCGCCGCUCAAAGGGCUCCCGUAGAGGCAAAAAGGGCGCCUCCACUGAGGUGGAGGUCGACGACUGUCUGGUCGCCUACUAUUUGGACGACUCGGAGGUGGACUUCGCCAACGAAGUGCUGAAGUCGUUGUUUAAUCUGACGAUUAAUGUCGACAGAAAUAAUUUGGAUGAGAUAGAAGAGGCGCACUUCCUUAGACUCGUGUCUAUACUACACGACCUCCUCUUAUGCGACACCAAAUCCAAAGACAAGAAGGAAGACCUACAGAGCCAUACCGUCAAUCUGUUGACGUCAAUGCCUGCGCCCAGCUUUGAAGAGUUGCUGUCGCCGGUCACGGAAAUGGGUCGACCCGACAAUCCCGACCACGAAUACGACGAAAUGAAUGUGGAAGUGAUC